This is a messenger RNA of Lampris incognitus (smalleye Pacific opah), 452 nucleotides long. RefSeq names its product NADH:ubiquinone oxidoreductase subunit B3 (gene ndufb3). The transcript has 3 exons. Gene Ontology annotation, cellular component: mitochondrion. Bases 81 to 359 code for a protein of 92 amino acids. NCBI's taxonomy places the organism in Eukaryota, Metazoa, Chordata, Actinopteri, Lampriformes, Lampridae. Gene Ontology annotation, biological process: mitochondrial respiratory chain complex I assembly; electron transport chain. The record is from RefSeq and is a predicted model, not a curated record.
GUCUUUCCGUAAAGCAAAACUGAUUGUCGCAAUCACAGUCUAGCCCCGCAGAGGUCACAAUCGUAACAAAAUUGUCCAGUAUGGGAGGUGACCACGGCCAUAAUAAACCUACCUUGCCAGACUGGCGACAGUGGAAGACAGCGGGAACUCCACUGGAGUUCACACAGAAGAGACUUGCAGCAAGAGGUCUCAAGGAUCCGUGGGCACGUAACGAGGCAUGGAGGUACUCGGGUGGCUUUGCUCGCGCUGUGACCUUCUCAGAUGUUUUGCUGAGGGGAUUCAAGUGGGGCUUCGCUGCUUUUACUGUUGCUCUGGCUGUUGAGUAUGCCCUGUUUCCCCCAAAGAAGAGUGACCACUGACGUUAGAUGAUGCCUCUCGCAUCAAGAACAUACCGUAACUGAAAAGAAUGAAAUUAUGUAUUUUCUGUAUAAUAAAUGUUUUCUUUGAUCACC